Solea solea (common sole) is the source of this 4723-nucleotide messenger RNA. Its product is annotated as vinculin. Gene Ontology annotation, cellular component: actin cytoskeleton. Lineage: Eukaryota; Metazoa; Chordata; Actinopteri; Pleuronectiformes; Soleidae. Gene Ontology annotation, biological process: cell adhesion. The transcript has 21 exons. Gene Ontology annotation, molecular function: actin filament binding; structural molecule activity. The coding region runs from base 193 to 3396 and encodes 1067 amino acids. The record is from RefSeq and is a predicted model, not a curated record.
UUUUUUCAUGCCGAUGAUUUGACGGGAGUAGUUGUAGUCCUCACACCGGAUGGUGAAACUGUCCUGGGAGAAAAAAAAGAAAGCUACCGGGAUUGUUUUAAGGCCUUUGUAGCGGGAGUUUGGGAGUAAAGCGCCUUAAGUGGUUGGAUAUAUUACUUUUUUCCUCUUGGAUAGUGCUCUGAAGUUGUCACCAUGCCGGUCUUUCACACGAAGACGAUAGAAAGUAUCCUGGAGCCGGUGGCUCAGCAGAUAUCCCAUCUGGUGAUAAUGCACGAAGAAGGUGAAGUUGACGGGAAAGCUAUUCCAGAUCUGACCACGCCGGUCGCAGCCGUGCAGGCGGCUGUUAGCAACCUGGUCCGGGUGGGGAAGGAUACUGUACAAACCACAGAGGACCAGAUCAUGAAAAGGGACAUGCCACCAGCUUUCAUCAAAGUGGAGAACGCAUGCACUAAGCUGGUGCAGGCUGCUUCAAUGCUGAAAGCCGAUCCAUACUCUGUUCCUGCUCGGGAUUACCUCAUCGAUGGCUCCCGGGGCAUCCUCUCUGGCACCUCUGACCUGCUCCUUACUUUUGACGAAGCUGAGGUGCGUAAAAUUAUUCGUGUGUGCAAAGGCAUCCUUGAAUACCUGACCGUGGCAGAGGUGGUGGAGUCUAUGGAGGAUUUGAUCACCUACACAAAGAACUUAGGACCAGGAAUGACAAAGAUGGCAAAGAUGAUCGAUGAGCGACAGCAGGAGCUGACCCACCAGGAGCAUCGUGUGAUGCUAGUCAACUCCAUGAAUACAGUCAAAGAGCUACUGCCUAUUCUCAUCUCAGGUAUCAAAAUAUUUGUGACAACCAAGACAUCUGGUAGCCAGGGUGUAGAAGAGGCCUUGAAGAACCGUAACUUCACAUUUGAGAAGAUGAGUGCUGAAAUUAACGAGAUCAUCAGAGUGCUGCAGCUUACAUCCUGGGACGAGGACGCCUGGGCUAACAAGAAGGAUACAGAGGCCAUGAAGAGGGCUCUGGGACUCAUCGACUCAAAGAUGGCUCAGGCUAAGAAUUGGCUGAGGGAUCCACAUGCUCAACCAGGGGACCAAGGUGAACAGGCUAUUCGACAGAUCCUCGAUGAAGCUGGGAAAGUUGGUGAGCUGUGUGCUGGAAAGGAGCGCCGGGAUAUUCUGGGCACAGCCAAGACCCUGGGCCAGAUGACUGACCAGGUGUCUGAGAUGAGGGCCAGAGGUCAGGGUGCAUCACCAGUCGCCAUGCAGAAGGCCCAGCAGGUUUCCCAAGGCCUUGACGUGCUAACUGGCAAGGUGGAAAAUGCUGCUCGCAAACUGGAAGCCAUGACUAACUCCAAACAGGCGAUUGCAAAAAGAAUUGAUGCUGCACAGAACUGGCUUGCCGACCCUAACGGCAGUCCAGAGGGAGAGGAGAACAUCAGGGCCCUGCUCACUGAGGCCAAAAAGAUUGCAGACAUGUGUGAAGAUCCUAAAGAAAGAGAUGACAUUUUGCGGUCUAUUGGAGAGCUCGCCGCUAUGACAGCUAAGCUCUCUGAUCUCAGAAGACAGGGCAGAGGUGAUACUCCUGAGGCCAGAGCUUUGGCUAAACAGAUCGCAACAGCUCUGCAGAACCUACAGUCCAAGACCAACAAGGCUGUGGCCAACAGUAGGCCUGCAAAGGCAGCUGUACAUUUGGAAGGAAAGAUCGAGCAGGCGCAGCGCUGGAUUGACAAUCCUACAGUGGAUGACAGUGGUGUUGGUCAAGCUGCUAUCCGCGGCCUGGUGGCAGAGGGCCGCAGGCUUGCUAAUGCUCUGCCCGGUCCAUACAGGCAAGAGCUGCUGGGUAAGUGUGAGCAGGUGGAGCAGCUCAUGGCCCAGCUGGCCGACCUGGCAGCCCGGGGCGAAGGGGACUCCCCUCAAGCACGUGCUGUGGCCCAGCAGCUCCAGGGGGCCUUGAAAGAACUGAAAGGGAAGAUGCAAGAGGCGAUGACUCAGGAAGUGUCUGACAUCUUCAGUGACACCACCACCCCCAUCAAGUUACUGGCAGUGGCCGCCACCGCCCCUAUGGACUCCCCCAACAGAGAUGAGGUCUUUGACGAAAGGGCUGCCAACUUUGAGAACCAUGCUAAUAAGCUUGGCACCACUGCAGAGAAGGCUGCUGCUGUCGGUACCGCCAACAAGAGCACAGUGGAGGGAAUUCAGGCUGCCGUCAAGUCAACAAGAGACUUGACACCACAAGUGGUAUCCGCUGCUCGUAUCCUGCUGAGAAACCCUGGCAACCAAGCUGCAUAUGAACAUUUUGAAACCAUGAAGAAUCAGUGGAUUGACAAUGUGGAAAAAAUGACAGGUUUGGUGGACGAGGCCAUCGACACCAAAUCUCUACUGGACGCCUCAGAGGAGGCCAUCAAGAAGGACCUGGAUAAGUGCCGUGUGGCCAUGACCAACCAUCAACCUCAGAUGCUGGUCGCCGGUGCCACCAGCAUCGCCCGCAGAGCCAAUCGCAUCCUACUUGUGGCGAAGCGAGAGGUGGAGAACUCUGAGGAUCCUAAAUUCAGGGAGAUGGUGAAGGCUGCAUCUGAUGAACUGAGCCAGACAAUUUCCCCCAUGGUGAUGAAUGCUAAGGCAGUGGCAGGAAAUAUCCAAGAUCCAAGUCUUCAGAAGGGCUUCCUGGACUCAGGUUAUAAGAUUCUUGGUGCUGUGGCAAAGGUCAGGGAGGCCUUCCAGCCGCAAGAGCCAGACUUCCCACCACCUCCUCCCGAACUGGAUCAGCUUAAUCUCAAUGAUGAACCAGCACCACCCAAGCCUCCUCUUCCAGAGGGUGAGGUUCCUCCUCCUAGACCUCCUCCACCAGAGGAGAAAGAUGAGGAGUUCCCUGAGCAGAAGGCUGGUGAUAUGGUUAACGAGCCCAUGAUGGUAGCUGCCAGGCAGCUCCACGAUGAAGCUCGCAAGUGGUCCAGCAAAGGAAAUGACAUCAUUGGUGCUGCCAAACGAAUGGCCCUGCUCAUGGCAGAAAUGUCACGUCUGGUGCGUGGUGGCAGCGGAAACAAGCGUGCCCUCAUCCAGUGCGCCAAGGACAUCGCUAAGGCUUCUGAUGAGGUCACACGGUUGGCAAAGGAAGUGGCUAAGCAGUGCACUGACAAGCGUAUCCGGACCAACCUGCUCCAGGUGUGUGAACGGAUUCCCACCAUCAGCACUCAGCUCAAAAUCCUGUCCACAGUCAAGGCCACCAUGCUGGGUCGUACCAACAUCAGCGAAGAGGAGUCAGAGCAGGCCACUGAGAUGUUGGUCCACAACGCUCAGAACCUGAUGCAGUCUGUGAAAGAGACGGUCAGAGAGGCCGAGGCAGCUUCCAUUAAGAUCCGGACGGAUGCAGGUUUCACCCUCCACUGGAUCAGGAAGACCCCCUGGUACCAGUAAGAGACAGGCCACUGUUCCUCUGCCUCCUGCUGGUUCUGUCCAGCUGUCCAAGAGGGACACUGAAUGGACAGAUAUUAAACCAAGCUCUGUGCCCUUCACUCUAAUAUGGGUUUGUCUAUUUGUCCCAUGUCCUGUCUGUAACAGUUGCUGUUCUAGUAGAAUGUAAACAAUGGGACGAUCAGUACGAGUUACACAUUAGAUUCUUACUGGGAACGUCUUUUUUUUCUAAAGCGUGUAAAAAUGUGUUUAAAGAUUGUUUUGACAAAACUCCCAGAAACAUAUAUAUAUUUUGAUUAGUUUGGAUUUCAUAUAAUGUAAGGUGGAUUGUUGAUGUUCUCUUUUGGACACAAACCACAGAAAGUCAAAUUUAAAUAAGAUUUUUCUCAAGAGGCAUUUUUAUAUCUUUGCACUGAUAAAUAUUAUUAUCAGUCGUUCACCUUUGCUAGAAAAAGCACAUUAACUUUAGAAGGUAUUACAGUUCAGUAUAGACCUACGCUCAGCACACACUAAGUAUAAUCAGUGGUAUUAUGUCUGUUUACACUAUUCUUUAUUAUCACGUGAAAAGAGAAAAACACUGUUCCUUAUUUUGCGUUUUAUAAACAAAUGUUUAUUUUCUUCCAAAUGUUCUGCCAAAGACAGUCUGCCGUGAUCUUUGAAGAGUUAGCUCUUUGAUCAGUGAUUGAGUAUAAGGGCUACUUAUUAUGGACAAAUAAAAGAAAAUAACUACAAUUUCUACUACAGAUAAGGAUGAAAACCACACAUGUAAGCUUGCAUUCAAGUCCUUCUAGGUAUAGUUCACAUGUUGCUUUGAGAUCACAUGUGAUAAACAUGCUUGUGCAGGCACUUAGUUCGCUUUAGCUUUAGCUUCAGGCCGACUCUGAAAACAGAAAUGCAUGUCACUUCGUCUUCAUAUCACAAAACACAUUAUUUCACAAAACACAAACAUUUAAGUUAGCGUCACAUCCACAGGCAACUUUUAAUCAAGUAAUGUAUGCUGCUCUGUUCAUACAGCAGUGAAGUUGUCAAUUAUAGUUAACAUCUGCGGCUCAAUCAUUGGCCAUCAUUGAUACCAAAUGUUUGUGUCAGUGAAAUAUAUUUGUGAAAUAUGGGUUUUUGUGAUAUGACGCAUAUGAUGGAGAUAUGUUGCUAUAACAAGAAGUGCUUCUUGUAAAAAAAAAAAUGGGAUGAAUUGGUAUUUUGUAAUGAUAAGAAAUGUUUCUCAUUGUGACAAAAUAUUUUGUAGUAUUUUUUAAAUAAUUUUUUGAUCAUGGUUGCAGCCAUCCACACUGUUUCUGCCCUCUCCACAAAUAAAAAGAUCUGGAUUCAA